AUGAUGGAGCAGCAGUCGCAGGCCGAGGCCGAGCAGAUGCAGGCGCGGCAUCGCAAGGAGCUCAAGGAGCUGCAGGGCCGCAUCACCAGCAAGAAAAAGAACGCCACCAAGAAGUCGCGCAAGGGCGUCAACGACGAGUGCGCGCAGAUGGAGCAGCAGCUGAGGGACAAGCAGGCGGCCGAGAUUGCAGCAUUGACUGGCGCCGAAAACGAUGAGAGGCAGCAGGACGACGGCGACGCGACGCAAGCCACGACGGACCUCGCCGAGCUGGAGCUGCAGGUGAAUGACAAGCUCAGCGAGGCGACGUCCAAGCUACACCUCUCCGAGCCCAUGGCCAAACAAAAGCCGCGCAAUCGGCAGCGAGAACGGCUGGCGCGCCGGGCCGCCGAACAGGAGGAGGCGGCGCGCCGCGCAGAGGACGAGGCGACGUCGAUGACGGACCACCGCGCGCGCGAGAGCGAGUACAUGCGCAACGCGUUUGAGGCGCACGGCCUCGUCGAGAGGGACAUUGACCCGGACGGGCACUGCCUCUUUUCCGCCAUCGCCGACCAGCUGGGCCAGAGCGCCGUGCCGAUCGCCGACGCCCGUUCCGACGACGGCGACAGGAAGGAGCCGGCGUACAAGACGGUGCGGCGCGCGGCGGCCGACUACAUGCUGCAGCACGCAGAUGACUUUGCGCCCUUUCUCGACGAGGACUUGGAGUCGUAUGCGGCCAAGAUGCGCGACACGGCCGAGUGGGGCGGGCAGCUGGAACUCAUGGCGCUGGCGAGGCGGUACUGCGCCGAGAUUCGCGUCAUCCAGGACGGGCGCACCGAGAGGAUUGGCGAGGACGAGGGCAAGGCGUCGGGCAAGACGCUGUGGCUGGCGUACUACCGGCACGGCUACGGCCUAGGGGAGCACUACAAUUCGCUGAGGCACAAGACGAAGCCGUGA
Molecule: messenger RNA, 933 nt
Organism: Hirsutella rhossiliensis
Lineage: Eukaryota; Fungi; Ascomycota; Sordariomycetes; Hypocreales; Ophiocordycipitaceae
Product: OTU-like cysteine protease domain-containing protein
Exons: 1
Coding region: 1-933 (310 amino acids)
Biological process (GO): protein deubiquitination
Molecular function (GO): cysteine-type deubiquitinase activity
Source: RefSeq, a predicted model, not a curated record